AUGUCAUCCAACAUACGCAUCCUCGCUAGAUGGAAGCAAUGCGAUGGCGUGGAACUCCUGGUCAACGUGGACUCUCGGAAUGGUGCGGACCUUGACUGGUUGAACACCACUGCGGACACUAUUCUCUUCUCUCGCAACAUUCAUGAGAUUCGGGCGUACAACAAGCUGGCGCGCGUUGCGUCUGGAGAUGUGCUGGCUUUCGUUCAGGACGACGCGGCGCCCCCCGUCGGAUGCGCCUACCUUGACACCGUCGCGAGACUCGACGACUUCCCGCGCGUCGAACGCGUCCAGUAUGUUGCGUGCGUGGACAUCGGUCCGCUUCUCAUCCAAAAGAAAGACUUCUUCUCCUUAGGGGAGUUUGACGCCAACUUUAGCGCAGCAGGACAGGGUGGCAUAGGGCUCGAUUUCGACCUCUCGACCCGUGCGUGGCUCAACGACCGGACAGUGUUGUUCUACACGCCGGCCCGACUUCCCGGAAAACCGGCACCGCUCGGGCAGCUAGUUACAAUUUCCCGCAGCAUGGUUCAAAAGGUCAUGGGGAAGCGGGUUUACGCAUCCAAGCCCAAGAUUCGCGUUCGCCUGAGACGACCCCACAACCGCAACAAAAAAUGGCGGAUAGAGGUCAUCGACACCGGCAAGUCGGUCGAGUUCGGCCAGGCGGGAGCGAGCGACUUCACCAUCCACGGCGAGCCCGCGCGGAUGGUGCGCUACCUCGUUCGCCACGCCGGCAAUGUGCCGGACUCCCUCAAACAGACCGGGGGGACGGAAAAAAACAUCGUGCACUGGGGGGUCGACAACCUUUCCCGUGCAGUGGAGAGCGCCGGCUUCUGGAGCCGCUGGCUGCUCUGGCACUGUCGGAUAAGUGUCGGGAUGGUCGGCCUGGUUUAA
Messenger RNA from Emiliania huxleyi CCMP1516, 888 nucleotides. RefSeq lists its product as hypothetical. The record is from RefSeq and is a predicted model, not a curated record. Lineage: Eukaryota; Haptophyta; Isochrysidales; Noelaerhabdaceae. The transcript has 4 exons. The coding region runs from base 1 to 888 and encodes 295 amino acids.